AUGAAUAAAGAAGAUAGUUUUGAAUUUUUUGAGAAACAGUCAUUAAAUAUUUCAGCUCUCUUUAAUGAAAUCGUAGACACAGCUCUCUUCGAAAAUGACCAAAAUUUGGCUGAAUUGAAUGACCAGAAUUUGGUUGAAAUGGUAGAUACAGCUCUCUUCAAAUCAAACAACCAGAAUUUGAAUGAAAUAGUAAACACACCAACAGUCGGGCAAAUAUUUGAUCAGAAUAUAAUAAUAGUACUUGCUGAAGUCAUCAAUAUGCGUGUAAACACCAAGGCCAUUCGAGCCAGUUGUCCUAAAACAACAGACAUAUUAAGUCUAAGUUCUCUUUUCUUAAAUCAUAAUAACCAUCCAAUAAAAAAUAUAACAAACAAGUUUGCAGUUAAAUAUCGUGCAUUUUCUGAAGACAUGUUGAAAGAUAUUAAGUUUUGGACUGAAAUUGGUAAUCUAAAUAUGAGAACUCAAUCUCAAAUGUUAAUGAAAUGGUACCCCGACACUUUUUUUCUACCCCAAGAUCUUUCAAAUGCUAUACAAACAUAUAAGCAACAAAAUCGUGUUGAAUAUGAGACAGCUACCCUACUUAAUCAACUUCUAGAACGUAAAAGCGAAGACAAUAGAUGGCAUGACUUGUAUAUACAAUAUCAAGAUGUUAUACAACAUAAUAACACAUAUUCAACAAAUCGUUUUAAAAUAGUAUUGGGAUUUUUUGUAAUAGUAGAUAAUAAUAACCGGUCUCGAUUAGUAGAACAGGCUCUCAUAAGUGAUGAAACUACUGAAAGUUAUAAAUGGGUUUUACAAACUCUAAUUACUAAUACGGGAGUUAUACCAUUAACAAUAAUAACUGACAACGAUCUUGCUAUUAAUACCGCAAUUGCCAAUGUCUUACCUAAUAGUGUUAGAAUACAAGAUAAUGAAAGUAAAACUAUUUCAAGUUGCAGUUCUAGUGACGAUGAUUUUGUAGAA
This is a messenger RNA of Dentiscutata erythropus, 963 nucleotides long. Lineage: Eukaryota; Fungi; Glomeromycota; Glomeromycetes; Diversisporales; Gigasporaceae. The record is from the annotation of a GenBank genome assembly.